AUGCAGAUUGGUGGAGGCAAUGGUGAUGUAGCCAUGAAGCACCUUCCCUUGAUGCUUGAAGGUUUGGCCAAAGCUUGGUUGAAUCAGUUGGCCCCUGGAAGUAUUUUCUGUUGGGAAGAUUUGGCCCGAGUGUUCAUCAAGACAUUCGGAGGCACCUGCAAGCGACCUGUUGGGCUGACUGAAUUGCAACACUGCAUUCAGAAGCCGAAUGAAACUUUGAGAGACUUCAUCCAGAGAUGGACCACCCUUCACCAUGUGGUGGAAAAUGUGUCAGAACACCAGGCAGUUUGCGCCUUCAAAGAGGGCGUCCGGUACAGAGAGCUCAUCCUGAAGUUAGGUCGAUCCGGAGACAUUUUUCUGAGCCGAAUGAUGGAAAUAGCCACUUGGUACGCAAACGGCGAAGAAGAAGAACGACUUCGUAAUGGUAAAGUGAAACCAGUCGACCACGAUACUGGAGGUGGAAAUUCCAAUCGGAAGCCAAAGCGUAAAGCUGAACCCAUAGGCCUUGCUGAAGCUGCAGUCCUGAAUGCACAAGGAAAAUCAAAAGGAAAACCUAAAUGGUAG
Molecule: messenger RNA, 564 nt
Organism: Aegilops tauschii subsp. strangulata
Lineage: Eukaryota; Viridiplantae; Streptophyta; Magnoliopsida; Poales; Poaceae
Source: RefSeq, a predicted model, not a curated record